This is a messenger RNA of Cuscuta campestris, 2212 nucleotides long. The record is from the annotation of a GenBank genome assembly. Lineage: Eukaryota; Viridiplantae; Streptophyta; Magnoliopsida; Solanales; Convolvulaceae.
CUGAGAAUUCAACUUAUCUGAAGUAUAUUUGUACUUGGGAAUUUAGGUUUGUAUAAAGGUCGGGUUUAGACCCCAAACCCAAAUCAAACUCCCAUUGUUUUAAAAUGUGUGAUUAGUGGAAAGAUCUUCUAUAACUUCUUUGGUCAGCUAAGUGGAAAAAGUACACCACCAGCUAGUUCCUUAGUCCUGAAGCCUCUGCGGAAAAAAUAGACCACCCGCCGCGGACUCCGGACGCCAGACGCCGCCGUGAGCCAGUUAAGGCAAGAUCCGUGACCUCGUUGUGCGAUGACGAUGAAAUAUUACUCGCCAUCACUCGGAGCAUCGUUGUUCUCGGCAUAUGCCUCCUUUUGCGCCACCUACACUCUGCUACAGCAAGCUUUCUACCAGUUUGUUCCGGCGUCCGUUCGGUAUUACUUCUACAAGCUCUCCAGGCGGUGGUUCGGAGGGAUUUCGAAACCCCGGCCAGACAUCUUCAGCCUUGUCAUCCCCGAGAAGAACGAUAUGAACCGGAACGAGGUCUUUGAUGCCUGCCAAAUUUACUUGUGCAGUAAGAUGAAUGACUCUGCUAAUUGUCUCCAGGUUAGUAAAGCAACAAAUGAGGACACCAUGAGCUUCAAGCUGGUAACAGGAGUGACUUUCUUCGACACCUUUGAGGGAGUAGGUCUUAAUUGGACUCUCAGUAGCACUUCUUCUAAUGAAGAUGGUGGUGGUGAUCCAAGUGACCACAAUAAGAUGAGGAUGCAGAAGCGUCCAAGCCCCUCCCAUGUCCUCGGGACUAUGUAUUUUUCCUUGAGCUUCAACAAGAAGCACAAGAAAAUGAUUUGCGAUUCUUAUUUGCCCUUUGUCGUUUCAACGUCACAAGACAUAACUCGUGAAGGGAGAGUGUUAAGGAUUUUCGACUGUACGAGUGUAUAUGGACAUGGAAUGGGAAGCACGCACUCGAGCGUUAAAAUGACACAUCCGUUCACAUUUGAGAAGCUGGCCAUUGACCCUGAGAUGAAGAAUAUGAUUAUGGAUGACUUGGACCGAUUUGUAAAGAGGAGGGAUUUUUAUAAGAGGGUCGGGAAGCCUUGGAAACGAGGGUACUUGCUCUAUGGCCCUCCUGGAACUGGUAAGUCUAGCUUGAUAGCUGCCAUGGCCAAUCAUCUCAGAUUUGACAUCUAUGAUGUGCAGCUUAGAAGUAUGCUUGGUCGCCGCUCUUCUUUGAGAGACUUGUUAUUGUGGCUACCGAGUCGAUCCAUAGUCAUCAUUGAGGAUAUUGAUCGUACCCAAGGCCUCCCAAAAAUUCGAACCAAGGUUCCACCUGAGGACAGCGAAAGUGACUCUGGUGACUCUGGUUAUGGCAUUGAGGAUGAAAAGAAACACGACGAGAGUGAUCUAGCUUCAUUGUUGAACUUUGUUGAUGGGCUAUGGUCGUGUUGUGGUGACGAGAGGAUCAUCGUGUUAACUACCAAUCACAAGGAGAAGCUCGACCCUGCUUUGUUGCGCCCGGGGCGCAUGGACAUGCACAUUCACAUGUCAUACCUUACCAUGCCCGGCUUUAAGGUUUUGGCUCAGAACUAUCUCGAAAUCUCAAAUGACCACGCCCUAAUCCCCGAGAUAGAGAGGCUAUUGAAGAUGGUGAAUGCGACGCCAGCAGAAGUUGCGGAAGAGCUAUUGAGGAGUGAGGAUGCCGACAUUGCCCUCCUAGGAGUCAUUGAGAUGCUUAAUGGGAAAGUGCCGAAGGCCGAGGUGGCUGCAGUUAUGCCCGUUAAUGGGUCGGGUAUCGACCCGAACCCGUAUAAUACCCGUAAUUUUUUAGCGGGUUAAGGAAUAUAAAAAAUACCGUUUACCUAAACCCGUACCCGUUAUUUUUAAAAAAUAAAAGGUCGGGUAUAGGACGAGUAGUCCCGACCCGUUUAAAACCCGUACCGGUUAAAUAAAUACUACGUAAUAAAUAUUAAAUCCUACAAAACUCUACUACUCUUCUUCACUACUCAUCUUUUUCGCUGGUUGCGUGGCUUCCAAAUCUAUUUGUAUUUAUUUCACCACAUUAGAGGCAUGCACACGUCUGUCUAUGUUAUGUAGUAGUAUAAAAUAAAUAGUUUGGAAUUAGCUGUAAUGUUAUAAGGAACAUUCUUGCAACAUGAAAGAAUGUGACAAGAAGACCGAUUAUGAAUCCAAAAUUUUUAUUGUAGAUUUUUGGUAAAGAAGGCCGAUUUUGGUUGCAAUA